AUGGCUAAAUUUUUUACCACCAUUAUCCUUAUCUUUGUUUCUCUUGUUCUAUUUGCUGAUUUUGAAGCACCGACAAUUGUGAAGGGGGCGCUUUGCAAUAGAGAAAGUGAGACAUGGUCAAGACGUUGUGUAAAAGAUGGUCAGUGCAGGGAUCAUUGCAUUAACAAUGAUAGAGGAGUAGAUGGAAACUGCGCUGGUGGCUACCCGUGGUACAGAGGAUGUUUCUGCUUCUUUGCUUGCUAAUAUAUACCAAAGCUAUUCGUUGCUUGUGUGUUUAUUUUACAUAAAAUAAGUCUGCGAUGGAUCUCCAGCCGGUGGAUCUCUAUAUCAUAACCAGUGGCUUUGACCCAAAAAUGUAUACAAGAAAUAUUUAGUUUUAAUUAAUAUUAAAAACAAAAUUAAUAAGUUA
Molecule: messenger RNA, 409 nt
Organism: Camelina sativa (false flax)
Lineage: Eukaryota; Viridiplantae; Streptophyta; Magnoliopsida; Brassicales; Brassicaceae
Product: defensin-like protein 18
Biological process (GO): defense response
Source: RefSeq, a predicted model, not a curated record